Molecule: messenger RNA, 5129 nt
Organism: Ruditapes philippinarum (Manila clam)
Lineage: Eukaryota; Metazoa; Mollusca; Bivalvia; Venerida; Veneridae
Product: small integral membrane protein 14-like
Exons: 5
Coding region: 183-488 (101 amino acids)
Cellular component (GO): endoplasmic reticulum
Source: RefSeq, a predicted model, not a curated record
CCCUAAAAUUGGUACUCGGCUUUAGUCUAAAACCCAAGGCUGAACAUAGGAUCCAUACUUUUCGUACGGGCACUUGCCAAAUCAUUACGUGUCCCUAUGUUUGUAAACAAGGUUUAGACAAGAUUUAGGAAGCGUAUAUCAAAUCUAUUUCGCAAGCAGUAACAGUAUUUACAGUAGCAACAAUGGCAGAUGGGUUUGACCCCUGCGAAUGUGUAUGGAGCCAUGAAAAUGCCAUGCAGAGAUUGAUGAAUCUGCUGAGGAAUUCACAAGAUGCCUGCACAGAUACACAAUGCUUCAACGAAUUACCAGGAGGGGACCAAGCACCUGAUGGUGGGUUUAACACAAUGAUGUUGAUGUUGUUCGGUUGGCUAGUCAUGGCAACAGCUCUCUUCCUGUUCAGACCACGAAAUUUGCGUAACCUUGGUGACACAAAACCUGCAAACAAUGAUCCUGGAAAUCCACCUCCACCUUCCCCAGGGGUGCACUAAACAGGCGGCCAUAACAGACGAAGCAAAAAUUGUGGGAAAAAAAUAAAUCUCCUUUAUUCUAGACAAUGUUAUGUGAUAUAAAAAAAAGAAAAAUCAUCAAAUUUUAAAAUUUACAGAACUCAGUUUUAAAACAAUAUUUAUAUACAGAAAUUCACACCAUCUUUUACUUGAGUCUAAAAAAUUGCUUAAGAAAUGAAAAAAAAAAAAAAUUGUCAGAAAUAAAGGAUAUUUUAAUUUGGUGAAAAAAGUAACAACUUGAAAUAGAAAUGAUUGUAUCAUAUCAAAUGUUAUAAUUCUUUGAACUAUUUGUGAAAUUUUUAUGUUGCAAGCAUUUCUAAUUAAAGUUCUUUUGUUGAUAAUUAUACUUGUUGACUGCAUGUUUUUUUUUAUAAUUUAAUAAGACUUAUAAUCAUACUAAAACUUUAAAACUGUAGGUAAAUAAAAUCAUGAUAAUGUAUUGAGAAGGUAUAAAAAUAGUUUCAUUUUGACAAAAUAUUAGAUUAUAGAAAAACAAAAGAUUGAAAUAGGAAAAGAAAAGAAUAAAGUUUAUUUCAUUAAAAAAAAAUUCAGUUUAUAUCUGAUGUGUCAUGAUAUUUAAAUAGAUAAAAAAAGACAACCAGUCAAACAGUGAAAAAUAACCAGACUAAUUAUUCAAAAGGCAACCAGUCAAAAAGUGAAAAAAAUAACCGGUUUAAAUAAUGCAAUAAUACAACCAGUCCAAAAGUGAAAAAUAACUAGUCUAAAUAAUAAAAAAGAUAAGUCGAAAAGUGAAAAAUAACCAGUCUAAUAAUACAAAAAGACAGCCAGUCAAAAAGUGAAAAAUAACCAGUCUAAAUAAUGGCUAGACUGGAAAUGUUAUCCUUAAGGCUCUUAUUUGAAACUAAUUAACAGUAAAUAUACUUUCCAUUCAGAUGAUUAGCUAGAAAAUUAAAAAUAAAAUCACAAUUCUAUGGGAUAUUGUAUAUCAUUGGGAUAUACUGGUUAUCAUUUGUCAUUUUCUAUUUCUGGAACUAAGGGAGGUAAUUAGUUCUGGUUGAUUGUUACGAGGAAUGAAAUAGUGUCCUCCCUUGUUGUUAUGUUUGAAAGUUUGCUGAAUGAUAUUGUUUCCCUUUUUAACUGUGAUUUCUGUCAAUGUGCAAUUGAUAUGUUUUUGGGAAGUUUGGUUACCAUGGUACCAAAUUUUGUUUGUUGUAAAUAUUUUAAUCUGCUUUACCCAUUUAUUAUUUCUUUUGGAUAAAUAUUACUAUAUUUCUUUUUUUGCUAAAAGUUUGUUAUAGCUAAUGGUAGAGGCAUUAAAGCUUACAUAUAUGCUGAGAAAAAGUGCUUUAGUAAAUUUUCUAGAAUUAUUCCCUUAUGUUUAUUUUGUUUGUAAGUUUUUUUAAUGGCAUAAUGUUUAGAUAUUUCUUUCCUUUUUCGUGUUUUGCCUAAGCUUGAGUCAAAGUUGCCUUUUAUUUGAGAGUGUGACAUUUGACCUUAAAAGUAUAACCUCUGACCUCCAGACUUUAAUAUCUGAGUUUCAAAACACAAAUUCUGAUCUUCAAAUAAUGAUUUUUUUUAACAACUGACCUUCAAAGUGUAACCUUUCACCACUGUGACCUUCAAAUUAUAACAUAUUACCUUCAGAGUCUAACCUCUGACCUUUUACUGUAUGAAUAUGUAAAUGAGGGGAUUUAUUUUGGAACUACUUUUUUUCUCACUUUAUGGGUUAAUGAUUGUAUCACAUGUACAUUUGCAUUUUGCUUUUUGCUUUUUAGGGGUUGAAAAUAUAAAAUAAGGCUUUAUAUUUCAUUCAUUGAUUGCAUAACAAUAUAAUUUUAUAUGCAUCACUUGUGGUUAAAAUUUUGAAUCAUAAAAGCUUCAUUGUUUGCAUGUGUGCAUAGAAAUUUCUGGGAGCAUUGAAAACCAGUAUAAUAAAUCAUGACCUUUUUGAAAAAUCAUUAAACUAAAGUCUACUUUUAUUACAGGCAGAUUUCAUUUCAAUAGGCUAUGAAUUAUUCAUUUGAAAGUUAUACCUGCAUAGUUAAUUAAACAUUUGAAUUUCAAAGUUUGUUUUACACAUCGUUAACAAUGAAUAGAUAAAUUAGUUAAAACAUUUGCUUCAUAAAACACAUUAUGGGAUUGUUGGUUUUUGUUGAGAACAUUUUUAGUUGACUGCAUUUCAAAUUAAUUGACGUUCUCUUCUACUAUCAAAUGGCAUGUUGCACAGUAUUUUUUUCAGCUGGAAAAAGUUCCUGUUUCUACACCUUUAUAAAUUACUUUUCUCUUUUUUUCUUUACAUACAGUCCAUCUUGCUGUAAUAUAGUAUAUUUUGACAUUUACAAUAUACAAAUUAUAACAAUAUGUGAUAUCACUCUUGAAAUGUUUGUCCUAAAAAAUUUUAUUAAUAUGUUGACAAAGUUUCAACACAUGGUGGUAUGGUGGUUUCAUGAUGACAUUUGAAAUAAAAUUCAUACAUACUAUUUAUGAUAUUACAGAAGUUGUUCAAAAAGGAAGGGGACUUAUAGUAUUGCAUCUUCAUAAUACAUAAAAUUUAGAAUAUUUUAAACCAUCCUUGCACAAAGUAAGUUUAUGUCCAGACAUGUUGGUAGGUUUUUUGAUGUAAAAAAAGUUUAUUAUAAGCACAAAUGAUACCAAACUUUUGUAUACCCUCAUGGCAGGUAUUCAUGUAAGAUAAGACUUUCAGUAGAGUUUUGUUAUUAAAGGUGUUACAAGGGUCUUAUCUUAACAACUUUAGCUUGAUCUUAAUAACAAAAAAAAUCCAGUGAAGAAUUAAAUCUAAAUACUUUACUUGUAUCAAUGCAGAGUGGGCUAUUUCUUUUGAUAUUACUUUUUUUGUUGUUAUUUAUACUGUUGUUUCCAUGGUUUGUUGUUACAGUCCAACCCCGGUUAUUCGACAACCCUUUAUUCGAAUACCCGGCAUUAUCCGAAGUAGGUCGGCGGUCCCGUUUUUAUCUCUAUUAAAAAUCAAUAUAAAUACGAGCGUAUUAUUCGAAAUGCAUUAUCCGAAUACCUCCUAUUUUUCGAAGUAAAAUUUCGGUCCCGAUUUUACAAUUAUGAAAAAAUUUCACACCUAUUAUUCGAAUCCAGCCUAAUUAUUAUUCGAAGCCAGACUUAUUGGCGCAGAUCCACUCGCUGACCGGUCAACUUGUGAAAAAUAUCAACAGUCAUGCGUGUAAUUAGACAAUCAUGAUAAUAACUCUUUGUGUUUACCGAAAAUGAAAAGCAAUGCACCGUGUCCGAUUUUGUUACUGUUAUUGCCUGAAGAUGAUAGCAAUAAUUUUCUAUAUAUAAGUUUGUCAAGACAUCCAAAACAUUUUUUUCAUUAAUUGUAACGCUACAUGAGAGCCUCUAUCCUAAUCCAAAAUACCAGAGUUUAGCUGUAAAAACCGGCCAUUAUCAAGGCUUUGCGCGAAACGAAACGAUACAUAAUGUAGAAUAAAAUGCAAUUAUUUAUGUCUUCAAUGUCAAUACAAUAAUUUUUACGCAUCUUUUCUUAAAUAUUUAUUUUUCUCAAUUGAUUACAGGAAGUAAGUGUGUUGUAAAAGGUAGUUUUGCUAUGAUUGGAGUAGUUUUCGUCUAUCACAAUAUUCCGAUUUCGAUUAUUCGAACCCAUCGAUUAUUCGAAGUAAAUAUUCAGUCCCAGGCACUUCGAAUAAACGGGGUUGGACUGUACUUUCUAAUGGUGUUAUAGAAUUUGCUUUCUUACGCUUUGUAACAUAUAUUUUGAAAUAAACAGACGUGGCUUUCAAAACAUUGCGUGUAACUCUGAUUUUGAAGAUUUGCAACAUAAGUAUGUUGAAAUACACUUAAGUGAAAUUAGGAACGUUGAUGUAAAGUUAUAAUUAUGUUUACUAUUUGUUUUCGAUAGAUAUGUUGUUUUUUUCUUCCUCUGUAAAUAGUUGGUUUUGUAAUAGUGAGUACUCUGAACGUUGUGUUUUUUAUUAAGUUAAAAAGUAGACAGAUAGUAAAAGCAGAACUUUUACAACAGUUUUCAUGACUUUAGUAUAAUAUUGAUUACAUCAACAUGUUCUGUCCAAUCCCUAACAGUUAAGUACACAGCAUUGCAUUUGUUGUUUUUUCGGUGAACAAUUGCCUUACAAAAAAAUCUGUGACAACAAAAUUAUACUGUUUUACUGUUAAUUUUGAAAAUUUGACGAUAUUCAUUGGACAACACUACAUGUUAUAUUAAUGGAAAUUUUUAAAGUAUUAAUUUCAAAGUAUGAUAUUACUCUUUAAGACAACACCUCAUUUUCUUUUCUGCUUCUUGGCAAUUAACUGCACAAUUGUAAUCUUUAUAUACAUAUAUAAGUAUCUAUCUACCUAAUAAGUUUAAUCUUUUAUUAUGAAGUUAACCUAUUAAUAUAUGAUAUAUAUAAAUACUCUCAAGGAAUAGUAUUUUCUUGAAAGAAAAAAAUCUGUACCUUUUUAAUGUAUAAAAAAAUUAAGUUUUGAAGUUUUUUUGUUUUGUUUUCACUAAUAAAAAUCCCAUUGUUGAAAAUGAUUCCAAGGGAGGUAACAACAACACAGUUCAUUGACUUGAAGCCGGAGAAGAAUUUUUCAUAUCUUAUUUUUGGUCUGGCACAUUUUUAUGUAAUUUAAUACAUUAAAAAAAAUCAUUGGAAAUAAAGGGAUCAUACUGUA